Messenger RNA from Dermacentor andersoni, 2208 nucleotides. Its product is annotated as solute carrier family 2, facilitated glucose transporter member 8-like. Gene Ontology annotation, biological process: transmembrane transport. Lineage: Eukaryota; Metazoa; Arthropoda; Arachnida; Ixodida; Ixodidae. Gene Ontology annotation, molecular function: transmembrane transporter activity. Gene Ontology annotation, cellular component: membrane. The record is from RefSeq and is a predicted model, not a curated record.
UGUUGGUAUAGCAUAUUAGAGGUUGGAUUGCGCAACAUUCUUACGAGACACACAGAAGAGACACACACCACAGAGCGCUACUUGCAACUAUCGUUUUAUUCCCUUGUCAGUGGAAUAAAUACAGGAAGAUACUCAGGGGGGAGGGCGGUAGGGACCAAAAAUUAAACAAGAAACAAAAAUAGUUUUGACGAACAUUGCCAUCUACCAAUGCCAAGCCGGCUUUGUCACGUGAUCGUUUUUGAUGCACUCGACAUCACACAAAAAGACCAGGAUACGAAAAGACCAGGAUACGAAAAUCUAAUUGAUAGAUACCACCGCGUUCUCCUUUCAAGAAUCGAUUCCUGCGCGCAGGCAUCUGUCCGCGUGCCUGCUUCUCCAGCUGUUGCAAGGCGCCACGAGCGCACAGCUCUUCUUCUUACGAGGCAUCCAGGCUAUGGAAGGCCAGGUGAAAGACGUGCCAGCAGUGCUUGCCGCUGUCAUCAUGGCGGCCAUGCACGUGUCCUUCGCAGUGCUGUUCACCUCGCUGACGCGCCCGACGGGUCGGCGUCAGCUGCUGUGCGUAUCGGCUCUGCUCGAGGUCUUUUGCUUCGCCGCCUUUCCACCUUUCGAACAUCUCGCUUUCGGUCAGUGGUCGACGGCGGGGCCUCCGGGUGAGACCAACUGGAGCUCCGUCUACUCGGUCAACAUUCUCGUGCUGAGCUAUUCGGUGGGCCUCUGCCACCUGCCGCCGCUGCUAACGGCCGAACUCUGUUCGGGACCUUCCUGGCUGCGAUACCUGGGCGCGUCAUCAGUCUGGGCCACUCGGUGGCUUCUCGCCUUCCUCCUGGUUCGUUUCAACGACCAGUUCCAGACGCUGAUGCGCCUGCGGAACGCGCACAUCUAUGCCGCCCUGGUGUUGGCCUUGCUCGCCCUUGCUUUGCUAUUCCUGCUGCCCGAGACUGAGGGUCGGACGCUGGCGGCCAUCGAGCGGGAAGAAUGAGCCGCGCGAGCAGGGUCCUGUUUGGUGUUGUUUGGUCGCCAUUAUCGCCGAAGACAGCUGCGCACAUUAGUAUUGGUUGCCAAUUAUCGUUCAAUCAACUUGUGACUGUUACUGUUUCCUUUUUUGGAUUUUUACGUAUACAAUCUAUGCAAGUGCAUGCGAAAAUGUGCUUUCUUGCAGCUAGUACCUGAUGUACUUUUUUCCACGUGACCUACGUAAAAGGCCUUGCUGCGGAAUUUACGAAACAUUUCGAAGAGAACCAGGUAGACUACGCCUGUCAGGUGGUUAACACAUGUCUCGAAGCAAUAUGUAUACCUCGCGUGAUGGACUAUGACAAAUUAUUACGCAGUGAGUCGUCUCGAAACUUAACAGACGCGAGGCACCGCGAUGUGCUAGUGUUUGAAUAUUUUAUAACAGUUUUGUUAAUCAGUUGCCGAGUAACUACGCCAUCAAAACAACCCUGUCGUCUAUGUUGUGCAUCAGUUUACGCAUUGCGGGCACGGUGUGUACUCUGCUGAACAAGCUGUCAGUAGGACUCGAUAGUAGAAACAAAUAAGGCGAAUAUUUGUUGAGAGCCAUCGCCCUCACAACUCAAAAAAAAAGAAAAAAAAAGAAACCGUAUUCGCGCCCUAUUGGAAGGAGCAGAGUUACUUCGCGGAGCGAUAAUGCACUGGCCCGCAGAGCAGCCCUUAAGUACUUAGUCAUAAGCUGAGCGUGCUUCGUCAUGGCGCGCGCUGCCCUAGCUUGGUAACUAUUCUUUUUUUUUUUCUUUUUAAAUUGCACGAUGGAGCGAUAGCUGCUCGGUGGGCUAGGGUAUUAUCACUCGGCGAAUAAAUAAGAUGACGGAAAGCAGGGGGCAUGCGCAUUGUUCAAAUAAAGUUGCUCUCUCCACUAUUUUCUUGAGAGCCUAGCUUAAGCCACGGCUCGCACGUUGCAGCUCAUGUUGAGUGCGAUAGUGCUAUUGUAAAUACUGUUUAGUACUGUUGUAUUGUAAAUAUUGUAAUACUGCUGCUCAAAAACGAAGUUGAGAUCGAUCUAAAGGUAGGCGCAUGUGAUAAUUUAUGGGAAAAUAAGAGCAAUCGCUCUCGGCGUCGAUGAAUUCUCUGGAGAUCUGCAACCACGAGAGAGAGAGAGAGAGAGAGAGAGAGCAAGGAGAGCAAAGGCAGGGAGGUCAACCAGACGAGCGUCCGGCUUGCUACCCUACACUGGUGUUAAGGUAAAGGGGGAAU